AUGUCUCAACGAGCCGUCAUACAAGACAUCAUUAUCACACCGGUGGCAUUCCACGACAUGCCCUUACUGAAUAGCGUCGGCGUCCACGAAGAGUUUGCCCUGCGCAGCAUCAUCGAGAUUAUCACCGAUCACACAUACGGGUUGGGUGAGUCUUACGGUGACUUGGCUCACCUAUCGCGCCUACAAAAAGCAGCCGAUGAAAUCAAAGGCCUCUCCGUGUACGACACAAAUUCAAUUUACAAAAUCUGUGUUGGUUCUCUGACGGGCGACACUACGACCGGCGGCGAUGGUAUGGCCGGCAUGGUCACGACGGCAUCUGUUGCCGACAAAGUCUUCUCUCCCUUUGAGGUUGCAUGUCUUGAUAUCCAGGGCAAGCUGGCAGGUCUCCCCGUGAGCGACUUGCUCGGUGGCCGUGUAAGAAACACUGUCCAGUACUCCGCAUACCUCUUCUACAAGUGGGCGGGACAUCCUGGCCAGCCGAAUGAUGAGUACGGCGAGGCAAUCGACUCCGCUGGUCUUGUGAAGCAAGCCCAAAAGAUCAUAGCCGAAUAUGGCUUCAAGGCCAUCAAGCUCAAGGGAGGGGUUUUCCCACCCGCCCAGGAAGUCGAAGCUAUCAAGGCACUGCAUGCGGCCUUCCCGGGCUUGCCACUGCGACUGGACCCUAAUGCUGCGUGGACCAUUGAAACUUCAAAAUGGGUCGCUAAGGAAUUAGAAGGCAUUAUUGAGUACUUAGAAGAUCCGGCCCCCGAAAUCGAAGGGAUGGCAGCCGUUGCGAAGGAGGCAGCUAUGCCCCUAGCUACAAACAUGGCCGUCGUCGCCUUCUCACAUCUUCCGUCUUCGAUCAGCCAGAAUGCAGUACAGGUGGUUCUGUCCGAUCAUCACUUCUGGGGUGGGCUACGCAAGUCUCAAACACUAGCGGCUAUUUGCGCCAUUUGGAACAUGCGGCUCUCGAUGCAUUCUAACAGCCACCUGGGUAUCUCCCUUGCCGCCAUGACGCACCUGGCUUCUGCGACUCCUAAUCUUGACUUUGCCUGUGAUACGCAUUGGCCAUGGAAGCGUCGUGAUGAAGAUGUGAUUGUCGAUGGUGCUUUGAAGUGGGUUGACGGUGGUGUGAUUGUGCCUACUGCACCCGGCCUCGGGAUCGAACUCGACAGAGAAAAACUAGCGCACCUUCACCGGCAGUAUCUGAACUGCGGAAUAACGAAGAGAGAUGACACUUCUUACAUGAGGAAGUUUCACCCGGAAUUCUCACCCCAUAUCCCUAGGUGGUAG
Penicillium lagena is the source of this 1272-nucleotide messenger RNA. Its product is annotated as glucarate dehydratase family protein. Lineage: Eukaryota; Fungi; Ascomycota; Eurotiomycetes; Eurotiales; Aspergillaceae. The transcript has a single exon. The coding region runs from base 1 to 1272 and encodes 423 amino acids. The record is from RefSeq and is a predicted model, not a curated record.